Peromyscus maniculatus bairdii (prairie deer mouse) is the source of this 640-nucleotide messenger RNA. The record is from RefSeq and is a predicted model, not a curated record. Lineage: Eukaryota; Metazoa; Chordata; Mammalia; Rodentia; Cricetidae.
AGUUCUCUAGUGCAGUCCUCCAGGCUCCGACUCUGGUGGUGGUGGGUGCAGGCCUGGUUGGUCUCCAAAGUGACUGAAAAAUGCAGGACAGUGGCCCGCUGGUGCCUUUACAUUAUCUCGGCUUUGGCUAUGCAGCCCUGGUUGCUACUGGUGGGAUUAUUGGCUAUAAUAGUGUGCCGUACCUGGCUGCUGGACUCUUCUUUGGGAGCCUAGCAGGCCUUGGUGCUUACCAGCUGUCUCAGGAUCCCAGGAACGUGUGGGUUUUCCUAGCUACAUUUGGGACCUUGGCUGACAUCAUGGGGAUGAGAAUAUACAACUCUGGGAAAUUUAUGCCUGCCGGUUUAAUUGUGGGUGCCAGUUUGCUGAUGGUUGCCAAGCUUGGAAUUAGUGUGCUGAAUUCUCCCCAUCCAUAGUAGCCACACCCCUGCUUGGGCUAAUGAAGAAUUGAAACUCUCCAAAUGUCCACAUUUAUAAUGUUUGAAGGAAAAAGUGCAGCAUAUUUACAUAUUCUGACAUUUUACAAAGAUACCCUGAGGUGGAAGAUGAGAUUUCACCGGGUGGCAGGUGUUGAACCUGAGACCAGCUGCUACCUUCAUGCAGUUUCAUUCUUGUGUGAUGACAUCCCACCUUUCUGUACUAG